CCUUCUUUUAUCUAGAAAAUAUGGCUUAAAAUGCCGUGUUGCUUUGUAGCAUUUUCUAAACAAACAUUAACCUACAGUAACAUAAAGAAAGCAAGAAUUUACAGCAAAAGUACUUUCAAAAUGUUAGCGAUUUAAUGAAAGGAAAGUGCAAGUUUUUCCCGUUACAGUGUAUAGCAAGAUACGCUUAUCGCUCCAAGAGCCGGCAGUAAUAACACCAAUACAAACGGGUCGCAUUACAUCAGCAUAGGCGUUCAUGCGGUGAAGAGUCAUAUUCUGCUGCAUGUCGCUUUGGCCAUUGGCCGACCGAUGUUUGAAUCGACGAAGUUUUCUUCUCGUCUUGGUUUACUUCCGCAUAUGCUCAUUUAACCCGUCUAUCGUCUCCCGUGGACCGCCGACGCAACGUGGUUUAUGUUUAUUUGAAGAAGCAGUACAGAAUUUAGUUUUAGUUCAGCAUCCACACAAGGCACAUCAGAACGGUGUUAAUUCUGUUACACGUCCAGGCCUCGCCAUUGUCGUUAUUGUAAUGUGAUUAUGAAUAGAUUUAACCUAUAAAAGGAGUUCUAUUCUGUGGUAAACCCUAAGUUCGUGUGACUCAAUAUAGAGACUUAAUAUACAUUCUAAGGCGAAUUGCACGCAAACGGAAACUACACCCGAAAAAGUCCAUCCUAAACAAUAACUAUGAAAACGAUGUUCGUAUUCGCAAUGAGCAUCUGCUUGUUGUUUAACUACGCCGUGUCUGCUAUCCCAAAGCCGGAGGAAAAACGAGUGCUGGAUCAUGAUCCCCUAAGUCAUGCGCAACAUUAUCAAAACGAUGAGCAUAACAAACAGUACGAUCACGAAGCAUUUCUCGGCGAAGAUGCUAAAACGUUUGAUCAACUCGAAGCGGACGAAAGCAGAAGACGCUUGGGACUCAUCGUAGAUAAAAUAGACAGAGACAAUGAUGGCUUCGUUAAUAUGUCUGAGCUGAAAGCGUGGAUUCAGUACACGCAGAGGCGCUACAUCGACGAUGAUGUCAACCGUCAGUGGAAGACGCAUAAUCCGAACAACACGGAGAAGGUGCACUGGGACACAUACCGCAAGAAUGUGUAUGGAUUUCUGGACGAGCUUGCGGCGCAGGAACCGGACCAUCCGAGCGAUGAACAUUUUUCCUAUCGCACUAUGAUGAAGCGCGACCGACGCCGCUGGAGCAUUGCGGAUCGUGACGGAGAUGAUGAACUCACGAGGGAAGAGUUUACCGAUUUUCUACAUCCCGAGGAAAGCAGUCACAUGCGCGACGUUGUAGUAACGGAGACCAUCGAGGACAUUGAUAAGGAUAGUGACGGAAAGGUGUCAGUCGAAGAGUACAUUGGUGAUAUGUAUCGGCAAGGUGAACAGAAUGAAGAAGAACCGGAUUGGGUGAAACACGAACGCGAAACCUUUACCAACUUCCGUGACAAAAAUAAGGAUGGCUUCAUGGACAACCAGGAGGUGAAAGAUUGGAUCACUCCGGCGGACUUUGACCAUGCGGAAGCCGAAGCCCGUCAUUUGAUCUACGAGGCAGACUCUGACGCAGAUGAAAAGCUAACAAAGGACGAAAUUAUAGAAAAGUACGAUCUGUUUGUCGGUUCACAGGCGACUGAUUUUGGCGAGGCUUUAACGCGGCACGACGAAUUUUAGGCAAAACAAAAAAAGAAAUUAUGAUUCAAGUGUUCCAUUCAUUCGUGACGAGAUGGAAUAUUUUCGUAUACGAAUACAUAUUUCUUUGAAUUGAUAUUUAACAGCGCCAUGUCUUAGUGCGAUUACGGAAGGCAUUCGAUUGCGACUGACAAAUUUAACAUACUCUUUUGUUUGCCAUUCAAAAAUAGCAAAAGCACUGCUGGUAAAGAAAUGUAGUGAAUAGGUUUAAUAAUUAUUUCUUCGAAGAAUGAGAUCUGAUCAUCGAUAUGAAUAUAUCGUUCUAUGGUGUUCUAACAUUUAGUUUAACUAUUAAUAUCUUCUUUACAUAGGUUUAACAAAUCGUACCAUUUAUGUUCGCCUUACCUAAAAGCCUUGGGCAAGCUACUAAGAUCAACUAAAUGUGAAAUAUAUUCAAUUUGUAAACAAAAUCUAAAAAAAUCAUGUUUAUAAUUGAAUAAACAACAUUGGACCGAAUUAAGCGUUUAUAUCAAAUUAUUGCCAUUAGCUGAUCGCUCCUUUGCUGGCUACAAUUUGACAAGUGGGUCGAACGACCAUCAAUCAACAAUCACUUGUGUAUAUUUCAAACCAGAAAGUUGAUACCUAUAAUGUUGUGACUUAUAAUGUGUUCUUUCCGUGGUUCUUAUUGUUCGCAUUAAAUGAACCGCCAUUUCACCAUUAGUAUGCUGUAAAGAAUCGCAUACGAUUGGAGUCAAUAUAAGCGAGUUUCUUCAUAGAUGACAAUUUUAUUGUUACUUUUAGAUUGCAGUUAUUAUUGAAAUCGUAUUUACAUUGGCUUUCAUUACUACAUAAGUGUGCGAAUUAUUGUUAGGUGUAGUUCUCAGGUCAAACUUGUUUUUACAUCCGAGUGCAAUGUUCUUCUUAUAAUAUUCGAUUUGUUAAAAAAAAACCUUUUACACAUCACCUAUACUUGGAACAUGUCAUUGCUACUGUGCCUUCUUUUUCAUCGUAUAGUAACACAUACUGGCGCGACUAUCCGCAUAGCAUGUUUACAUGUUCUGUGUAAAUCGUAAUGUAUUUACGGGCUGCUACAGCAACUGCAAGUCUCCGAGUUUGUGUUUAUUUAGUAUUUUAUAUUAGUCUGCCUAAAAUAGUUCUUAGAGUAGCUCUUCGCUUAGUUGUGAUUUGAAUUACGUGUAAAGCAAGCAAACUGUACAUAGUCUGGUCAUUUUAUUUUCUAAUCGUUUGCCUUUGCCAAAGCAAAUAGUAAACUGACGUUGCUUAAAACAAAUACAUACUUGGCGCCGUACUUUUGCUACUACGAGCAUAGCAUGAAGUACUUGUAUUACACCCCUGUACCUAGACAAUAAUUUAACAGUUUUUACAUUACUGUACAUGGAACAAAAACCUGAAUCUGGGAUAUGUUUAAAAAGAAGAUAUAGCAGAACAAAAUGUGCAAAUGAUGGUAUUACGAUCGAACAAUUAAAGCAGUUAAAGAAAAGAAGAAAACAAUCAACAUUGAAGACCAGUUGUGUCGUUAGAGUAGGUCGCGAGAUCUAUUAGAUAGACGCGUCGGUUUCUAUAAGGUCGGGCGUGUUCGAUUCCCGUCCGGACAUUAUUCCCAUAGGCAGAACCAACUAUCCAGUUAUACGGUACUUUUUAAAGGAAAAGUUUAUACACUUCUGUAUUUGAACGUUACGGAGCGGUGAAGAGGUCUAUUGAGGAGUCUGGCGAAAUGAAACUGGCGUUGGCUCUUGUAAAACCGGACGCAGCUUGGUUCUCAUUCAUGCACUACCUUCCGGAUACAUGGACUCACUGACGAUUCCGUUAUGGUGUAUAAUUAUGUCAAGUAAGUUUACAUUAAUCUGGCAUCUCUGCGUAGAUCAUUUGCGCCAAAAAGGAGAUACACGUAUCUGGAAUGUUAACGUGCGUGAAAUUGUGGAAAAGAACACGUUGUUCUUUGAACUAUUUAUUCAACAAUUUUUUACUGCGAAAAGCUAAAUAUGAAUUUUUUGAAAACAGUGUAAAGUAUUGGACAUAGUUAUCACUAUGCAAUGAACUUUUUGUCGACAGUUUUACAAAAAUAAUGAUAAACUAAGGAAUGUAAUGGGACUCAAAAUAAUGGGCCAUUGGAAAGUUUUCAACGGUACAAAAACAUU
Messenger RNA from Anopheles merus, 3773 nucleotides. RefSeq names its product calumenin-like. The transcript has 4 exons. The coding region runs from base 679 to 1656 and encodes 325 amino acids. Gene Ontology annotation, molecular function: calcium ion binding. Lineage: Eukaryota; Metazoa; Arthropoda; Insecta; Diptera; Culicidae. The record is from RefSeq and is a predicted model, not a curated record. Gene Ontology annotation, cellular component: endoplasmic reticulum.